Messenger RNA from Tympanuchus pallidicinctus (lesser prairie-chicken), 2024 nucleotides. It is a transcript of the gene SORBS3, whose product is annotated as sorbin and SH3 domain containing 3. Bases 55 to 1839 code for a protein of 594 amino acids. The transcript has 17 exons. Lineage: Eukaryota; Metazoa; Chordata; Aves; Galliformes; Phasianidae. Gene Ontology annotation, molecular function: protein binding. The record is from RefSeq and is a predicted model, not a curated record.
CGGGGCGUGGGCUGAGCUCAGCGCUUGGCUCCGCUCCGGGAUCCCGGGCCGGGAAUGUCGCUGCGAGCGCGGAACGGGGCGGCUGCGGAGCGGGGCCCCAUGGAGGGCGCCGCGCCCCCCCCGGGCUGCUCGGCCACGUGGACGGAGGACGGCCGGCGUCGGGAGCGGCGCUGGGUGAAGUACGACGGCAUCGGGCCGGUGGACGAGACGGGGCUGCCGCUGGCCUCGCGUUCUAGCGUGGAUCGGCCCCGGGAUUGGUACCGCAGGAUGUUCCAGCAGAUCCACGGCAAGCUGCCGGAACCGGAGUGGGACACACCGUGCUGCACUGCAGAUCUGCAGACAUCUCAACCACCCCUGGAUCCUCCUGCGCUGCCCAACGGCUCGGAGCGGACCCCGUGGGGCGACGCCGAUGGCACCGCGGAGCCGGGCGGCAUCUUCGAGUACGGAGGUGGCACGGCGCCGGCACGGCGUGGGCAGGUGGCAGCUCACCGUGGGGCGCCCCACAGCAGUGUGGGAUCCACGCACCGUGAGCCCGCAUCCCCUCUGCAGCCCCCCAGAGCUGCGCCUGCGCUGCAGCCCAUCGAGGUGCAGCUGCAGCGGGAAUUGGAACAGCUGAGCGCUGAACUGGAUGAGGACAUUCGUGCCAUGGAGCGGCUGCAGCAGAGCCCCGCUGCCCGCAGCGCCCGCAGAGCAUCGCCGACCCCCACGGCCCCGCUGAGCGCGCUGUCCCCCCAUGGGCUGCAGGGCCGCCCCCCCGCUGUCCCCACGGGGGGCUCCGUUGAGCAGAGCGGCAGAGAGCCCCCCCCGCCCCCCGCCCUCCCCAUCGCAGCGGAUUUGGGGACCCCCGCAGCGCCCGCCCGCGGUGCAGCGCAGAUGGCGGCCGCACGCCUCAAGUUUGACUUCCGUGCCGAGUCCCCCAGGGAGCUGUCGCUGCGCAGGGGCGACGUGGUGCUGCUGCACGGCGCUGUUGACGCCAACUGGCUGCGCGGGGAGCAUGGCGGCCGCGUGGGCAUCUUCCCACGCACAUACGUGGAGGUGCUGCCCCCCGGAGAAGCAACGCAACCUGGGACCCCAGCGGCAGCGCAGGGCUGCGCGACGGCCGUGUUCAGCUUCCAUGGGGAGCUGCCUGUAGAGCUCAGCUUCCGCAGGGGUGAGCAGCUCUCCCUGCUGCGCCGCAUUGACGCCCAUUGGUACGAAGCACAACCUGUGGGCGCUGGGCGCCGUGGCCUGGCUCCCCGCUGCUUCCUGUGUGUGCACCGCGAGCCGGGGGGCGGCCCCACAGCCCACCAGCCCCCAGCCCCACAGGUGGGCGCAAAGCAGGGCCCUGCUGACCCCGCCGGGCGCCCGCCCUCCCCUCGGCACCAGGAUCUCCCCCCCCACGCCGGCCCCGCUGCACCGAACCCCUCUGUGGGGCCCCAAAAGCAGGGGCGGCCCGACAUCACGCCAUCAAUGGUGCCCCCUAUCAGCCGUCCCUGUGCUCUAAAUGGGGUUGCCCCACAUUGCCCUUAUAGGGCAGCCCCGUACCCCGUAGGAGCGGCCCCCUAUCGCCCCAUAGGGGCAGCCCUACGUGACCUCUCCCUUCUCCCCGCGCAGCCCCCAUCCGCAGGAGGAUCAGCCCCGCACCCCCAGCCCACCUCCCCCCACCUCGGCUCCGAGAUCCGAUGGACCCCGCAUCGCGUGCUGUACGACUACCGACCCCAAAACGGCGACGAGUUGGAACUGAGGGAGGGGGAGCGCGUGGAUGUGCUGCAGUGCUGCGAUGACGGCUGGUUUGUGGGAGUUUCCCAGAGGACGCAGCAAUUCGGGACGUUCCCUGGGAACUACGUGGCCCCGCUGUGAGCCGCUGCCACCCCACACAUCUCUGGGGCCAAAGUGCCUCCAGUUCCUCCCAGCCCUGUGGUGCCCCAAGCAGCGGCCGAUCCUGGGACCUCGCUGUGCCCCUGUGCUUCCAUGCUGCCUCCCUGCCCCACUGCUGUGGGUCCCAGCUCUGCUCUGUCCCCCAUUAAAGGCAGCUCAGCCCCGUG